AAGUCUCCCAUCUCCAACCAAAACCCACACUCAAACUCUCAAAAGCCAAAACGACCAAAAUGGCCACCGUCGUCGACAUCACCUCCAAAGCCCAAUUCGACGAACUCGUCAAAACCACGCCCUACGUCGCCCUCCAGGCCCACGCCUCCUGGUGCGGCCCCUGCAAGGCCAUCUCGCCCUUCUUCAGCAAGCACGCCGGCAGCCUCGGCAGCGAAAAGUAUGCCUUUGCGCGCUUCGACACCGACGACGUCGCCGACCUGGCCGUGGAGCUCGGCAUCCGCAGCAUCCCCGCCUUCUUCUUCUUCGAGAACGGCGAGAAGACGGAGAACCUGACGGGCGCGAACCCAAAGGCGCUGGAGAAGCUGACGGCGGAAAUUGGCGAAAAGGCCAAGAGCGAGGGACAGCUUUCUACCAACGAGGACUUUUAAAUCAAGAAAAACAAUAUACAAACCCGAAAACCGAAGAACGCAGAGGAGGAUACAAAUUUGACAUGGCAAAAUGAGGGAAUGGAAAAGAAAAUACUUGCUUCAGAACAAGUCACAUAAAGAUGAAGCUACCCAUCUUCUGGUUUUGCUUUUGAGAGGAUACCCCAAAGCUACAGAAUGCAAAGUAGAAGAUAAUACAAAACAAAUCUCAUUAGAUCCG
Molecule: messenger RNA, 645 nt
Organism: Trichoderma atroviride IMI 206040
Lineage: Eukaryota; Fungi; Ascomycota; Sordariomycetes; Hypocreales; Hypocreaceae
Cellular component (GO): cytosol
Molecular function (GO): protein-disulfide reductase activity
Source: RefSeq, a predicted model, not a curated record